This is a messenger RNA of Drosophila willistoni, 7481 nucleotides long. RefSeq lists its product as uncharacterized. The record is from RefSeq and is a predicted model, not a curated record. Lineage: Eukaryota; Metazoa; Arthropoda; Insecta; Diptera; Drosophilidae. The transcript is spliced from 8 exons. Bases 16 to 7155 code for a protein of 2379 amino acids.
GCAACAUCAACAGUAAUGGAGGUUAACAUGGGUAACGGUGGACUAGGCUCAUCCAACGAUGCCAUCGAUGUUGUUGUUGUUGGUGUUGCUGCUACUGCUGAUGAUAAUUUGUCAUGCGAGUCACGCAGCUCACGAGAUGGAGUUGGCAUUGCUGUUGCUGUUGCAGAGUUAAAGCAAUGGGGCCAGCUGAGGGGACUAGAGCAACAGCAGGGAAGAGAUGAUGAGGCGUGCCAGUCAGCGACAGUUGGAGCGGAUAGUAAAUUGAAUGGUAUGCAAACAGAGGCGCGUGCGCGUGCUGAAUACAUCGGCAACAGCAACAACAAUAACAACAAGAGUAACAGCAAUAGCAAACCAUCAACGGAAGUGACCACGAAAUGUGAAUGCGCACAAGUCGAGCAUGAGAGAGUCCAGAGCCCGAUUCAUAGUCAGAGUCAGAGUCAGAGCCAGAGCACGAGUUUAGGCGCAAACGCAGUCCAACAACCACCCAAAGUGACAGUGGCAACAACAACAACAGCACCAGCACCACCAGAAGAGGCACUCAGCAGUGACAAUGGGAGCAGCGCCUGCUCAAUACCGAAAAUUGUUGGUGAGCUUUUCAAAGCCAACCAAUUUAUAAACUCAGAAGCAAUAGCAGCAGCAGUCGUAGCAGCAAGCGCAGCUGAGCAGCAGCAGCAGCAGCAGCAGCAGGAGAAGUCAACAAAUUCUGGCCAAGAACAAUUAGAGUUAAUAAAAAAAUGUGAAAAUUUUGUGAAAGAAGAAGAAAAAAAUCAAGUAAUUGCAGGACAAUAUACAAAAUUAUACAAUAAACUUGAACACGAACAGCAGCAGCAACAACAGCAGCAGCAGCAGCAGCAGCAGCAGGACAAAAACUUGAACGGCAAUGAAAACUUUGACGGCGACAACGCGCAACGUACAGAAAAAUUUGUGCAAAAAAAAGUAAGGCCAAACGCGUUGUCUACUCAUGGGCCAAAUAGAAAUUUUUUUUCAUAUUGUGAAAAUGUGCAAAGUGUUGUAGAGGAAGGAGCAGCAGGAGAAGGAGUAGAAGCAGCAAUAGUAGUAGUAAACGAAAGUUGCCAAUCAAAGGAGCAAGGGCAGCAAAAUCCAGAGAUAAGGCAAAAGGAAAAACAGUGGCUAAAAGAGAAGGAGGAGGAGGAGGAGCAGCAGCAGCAGCAGCAGCAGCAGGAGCAGAAGGAGGUGGAGGAGACGAUAACGAAGGAGGCGCCAUUGUCAUUGCCAUAUUUUAGCUUAGACGGUGCUGCUCUCUUGUCUGACAAUUUCGUGGCAUAUAAUAAUGCUGGUGUUGCUGGUUGGGCGAAUGUUGCUAAUGUUGUCCUUCCCUUGCCACAAAGUGAGCCAGUUGUUGUUGCUGACGGUUACGUGGAUAACGUGAAAAUUUGCAAUAAAGCAGACAACAAAGCAUUAGAUCAGAAAUUGAAAUUUGAGCAACGAUUAAAGCAUAACGAAUGCAAUACCGAUGACAGUAGCAACAUACAACAACAACAAGAACGACAACAACAACAGCAGCAACAACAAGUAGCUUCUUCAAAUGAAUGUAACGAGUACGUGACAAAAUUCGAUCUUCAAUUGAGUAAAAAACCAACGAGUGGUUAUAAAUACUUAAAAAUUGAAGCGAGUACAAAUGAUAAAGAGGAUACUAAGCUCAUUGAUUGUGAUUCACUGACUGGCCCCAUAACAACAACAACAACAGCAAUAGGAAUACCAACAACAAACGCAACGAUUGAAUGCAUUAAAACAACAGCAACAAGCUGCAGUGAUUGCGAUCUUAUUGAUUUUGAAAACGAUUCUGGCGAUGACUUUGUGGCCAGUCAGCGAUUGAAACGUUUGCAAUAUAAUUUUCAGGGACGCGUGACCAACAGCAACAGCAACAACAACAGCAACAACAACAACAACAGCAGCAACAGCAGCAGCAACUUUGAUUGUGUAAAGGCAUUUUUAAUAGAGGAUAUAAGCACAACAACAAAGAAACUACCCCCUCAGGCUUUAGAUGCCCCACACCAUAACGAUAACCAUAACCACCACCACCACCUGAAUCCGAAUCCGAAUCAGAACCAGAACCUGAACUCCACCAACACCAACAACCCCGCUCAGGACAAUAAAUUAGUGGAAGAAGAAGGAGCCACAGCUGUAAAAGUCGAGGCCAUUGUUGAAAGCUCAAGUGCAAUACAAUUAAAUGUGAAUUGUAUUCAAGUCGAGCAAUUGCCAAAUGAAAACGAAAAAACUGUCUCGGUCUCCAGACAAACAGCUGAAGAGCUCAAGGAGCAUGAGAGAUUGCUGAAUAUAGAGCCAGAGUUGCCACAAUUGCCAUUGCGCUUGUGCAGUGAGAAAACGUCAAUUGAAACGACAGCGACAACAUUGACAGCUGCCAGCGACCAGGUGGUGAUUGAAAUUGAAACUAACGACGAGGACGAAGACGAGGACGUGGACGAGGACGAAGACGAGGCGACAACAAUCAGAAGCGCAUUUGUGCCAACGCAUAUAGCAAGUGAGGCCAGUAUUGGGCUUAAACAAAAGGAUAACAGCAGCGAGUUAAAUAGAAAUUUUGGCAAUACGCUCAGUGAGUUUGAUGUACAACGUUUCAGUGAAUAUUUGAAAGCAGCACGUCAACUAAAAUUGGUUGAUCUCAACCAUAAUGUUAAUUUAAGUCAUAAUUUGAAAAUCAAACAGAAUCUAAAUCAUAAUCACAAUCAUCAUAGCCAAAGUGCCAAGCAACGAGGCAAUUAUCAGUGUUACGACGAGUUACUCGCCGAAUUUGUUAGCGAGCAACAAGAGUACAACAACAACGAUCCCGACGAUAACGAAUCGCCAUCUGAGUCGGAGGAUAUAGAAAGUGACGACGCUAGUGAUAACGAAAGCGCCUGCCAGUGCCAUGAGUGCCUAGCCAUAAGCGAUAAAGACCAGAAACAUAACAACACAGAGGUUAACAUAAAUAGUAACAACAACAACAACAACCAAAACAACAACAACAACUAUUAUAAGAUAACAACACUUUCAACUUUAAACCCAAUUACUAGCGAGCAUUACAAAAUGCGUGAGGUCAAUGGCCAAUUGCGGGGUCUAUUAAAAAAACCAAAUCGUCCGCCAGCAGCACGCAAAAAUCGUGUAGUUUUCGAUGAGACACGUAAUGAGUUCUUUGAGGCGGAUUAUAUCAUUUUGAUACGUGAAGAUUGCGCCUACGAUGAGGAGGAUGAGGAGCCGUGCACCUGCGGUGAACAUGAGCUGGUGCGUCUAUGCUGUGAGGAGGGUUGCCAAUGCAACUAUGCCGUUAAUGCAGGCGAUGCAGCUGCCGAUGGACGAACGCCACAGAGCCCAAAGUAUCAGCCACCUAUUGAGUUUGUUGACGAUGCUGCUCUCAGUCCACCCGAUGGCUAUAAGGAUAGCAGCCUUAAAAACACACUGGGUGGUGCAUUGAGUGGACAUAUUUUUGGGGCACAGCAUUUGCAGCAGUUGCAGGUGAUUCAACGUUUGCAACAGCAACGUGCGGCCAUGUUGGCCGCUCGUAAUAGCAACAGUCAAAUACCGCCACCACCGCCACCCGUUGGAAGUGCUCAACAGCAGCAGCAGCAGCAGCAGCAGCAACAGCAACAACAACAACAGCAGCAGCAACAACAACAGCAGCAGCAGCAGGCUCAACAACACCAUCAACAGCAGCAACAUCAUGGCACACAGCAGCAACAUCAUGGUGUACAGCAGCAACAGCCAGACGAGGACCUUCAGGGCGUUUGCACAGAAUGUGCGGAAUGCGCUGAAUGCGCCGCCAAACAGUUACAAGAAGCAGAAUGCAGCUCCCCGCAAUGCCAAGAGGAUUUGACACCACUUGGUGUGCCAGCUGUGGCCAUAUUACCAUUGCAUACCAGUUCACCAGAGCGUCGCAUUACCCAGAAAGAGAUCAUUGCCGGCGAGGAGAGGCCCAAAUAUGUUCUACAGUCUCAAUAUAAGCCAACAACUAAUUCAGCAGGGAAAAUUAGAAAGGAUAAGGAAAGUAGCAAAACUCACACCAAUCCAAGUGGCGGAUCUGUCUCCGUUUCCGGUUUGGGCUACAAUACAGCCUUAGUUCCACACACGAGUAAAAAUAAACGAUUUGUUGUUGAAACUAUUACCACUAUGACCACAGUGACCGAGCGACGCAUCAUACGGGAGGCCCACGAGGAUGUUACCAAUGCUGGCCCAGGCUCAGCAGCGGCAGCUUCGGCUUCAGGUGAUUCCCCAUUGCCACCGGCAUUGCCAGCCAAGGCCAGUGCCGUGGCAGCUGCAGCAGCAGCAGCAGCCGCUGCCGCCGCCGCAGCUGCUGCCGAGCAACAGCAAUACGAUGAUGAGGAUGACGAUGAUGAUGAUGAGAAACCACCUCCCAUACCGCCCAAGGAGACAUCACCCACGCAAAUAAGUGGCAUCUUGAAGGGUGGCAAACUUUGGAAACAGGAUUCCAUUUCCCAGCAAUCGGAUGACCAGAACAACACCACAUCAGAGGAUGAGAGUGGCACUACAAAGCGUUCGGUGCGUUUUGUUACCGAGGAUCAGGCCAAUGCUGGCGGUGACAGUGAUGUUCAAUCGUUGUCCGGCGAACUGGAUGAUAGCGAGAAUCAAAUCAAUGAGCUCAUUCCCAUCAAAAAACAUUCGACACUGUUUAACAAUGCUCUGCGACCCAAUUCGGCUGUGCGUCAGCUCUUUCCCAGUGUAUCGGCCCAUCAGGCUCCAGUCUUGACCUCGGAGGCAUUGCGCGCCUUCGAUGAGUCCAAGCGGGCGGGCUGUUUAGUCACCCAUUUGCCGGGCAGUUGUGGUGAUUCGGACACUCUUCGUCGCAGCAUGGAACGAAAUAUACUCAGGCGUUCCCUAAUCAAGAAAAAGGCUGUCAAAUCGGAUAUUUCGCUGGAGGAGCGCAUCAAGCAGUUGACAUGUGACAUUGAUGAGGAUUUGGUUGAGGAGCUGUCUUUGGCUCGUGCCGUUGAUGUUGAGGAUCCCGAUAAUAGUGAACGUGGCUCCGAUGAGAUGGCCCAACGGGAUAGCCCAGCUGGCGAGGAAAAUCCCAAUCCAAGUGCCAAUAACAAUUUGUCGGCCCAAAAGUUCAUGAAUGGUGAGAAGAGUUUCUCGCCGAGCAGUUCAGUGUCCAGCUCUUCCAGUGGUUCCUCGGCCUACAAAAAAAUAGCCGAUAUCUUUAAUCGUGAGAAGAAACAGGAGAAGAUAAUGGAGUUGGAGGAGAAUCCAAUUGUUAUUAUACCACAGGAAUGUCGCUGCCCGGCUGCCCCGGAUCUGGGCAUGGGUAUUCAAGUGCCUGUGGUCCAUACACAAAUCCAUCGUACGCCGCCUCGCCAAACGGAGCCAAAGCGUCAGUUCCUCUCCACAUUGGCCCCGUUGACCGCCUGCGUGGCCGGCAACAAGGAUGAUCUGUCUUCGUAUUACACCUUGGCAGCCGCCGCUGCUGCCCAUCAGCAUGGCCAUUCCCAUCAUGCGGCGCAUUAUGCAGCCGCUGCUGCGGCAGCUGACUUCAAUAUGGGACAAUUGCUGGGAGCUGCGGCAGCUGCUGCUGCCACUGGCGACGCAUCGUCGAUGCCAGCUGGGAUGGCCGCUCAGGCCGGACUUGCCGGAUUGGCUGGCGCGGGCGGAGCAGGUGGAUCGGGCGAGCAGGAGGUACGCAAAGUGGCUCCCGAUGUGAUUGCCGGCACACCCGGACAAGAAGCUGCUGGCCAGCAAGAUGAACUGGCUGCCUUUGCCCAGGCUGAGGCCAAGCGAACCGAGCAGCUAAAGAAACGUUACACCGGAGGCGAUCAGUCGCAGGUGAGCAGCGACGAUGACGAACAGAAUGAUUAUGGCUUCAAUAAGCGACCCUCGGUGCGUGGCAUCAAGCCCAAGUUUAGCUCCACAAACGAAAUACUUGCCCAAAUGCAGGAGCAACUGAGCGCCUCAAUACCAACAGUGGUCAAUAGUCAGCCAGUGCCACAGGCAAUUAAAAGUUAUGCCAUGCCCAAUACAGUCAAACAGAAUGCCUCGAAUUCGAAUCCCUCGCCCCAGAAUGUACCAACUCAGCAGCAGCAGCAGCAGCAGCAACAGCAACAGCAGCAGCAGCAGCAACAACAGCAACAGCAACAACAGGCUGCUGUGGUGGCUGCUCAGCAGGCUGCUGCCGCCGUCCAGCAGGCGCAACUGCAACAACAAAUGGCCGCAGCCAUUCAGGCCAAUACCAUAGCCCAACAGAAGACGGAGCAGCGCACAUGGAGCUUCUACAGUGAGAGCGGGGAGCAACAACGUUUCCCAGUGGAUGCAGCAACCGCUGCCGCUGCCAUACAACAGACCUAUUAUCAAACUCUACCCGCUGGCACCAUGUUCCGUCAGACGAUGAUCCAGCAGGGUGGAGCCACAGCCGGUGGCGAUGAGGCCUCAUUGUUGUAUGCCGCCGCUGCCGCUGCUGCCGCCCAGAAUUGCCAAAGUGUCACGGCCAUUGAGCAGACCAAGCACAGCAGCAGCACCGGCAGCAGCUAUAGCAGUCAUUUUGCUCGCAGUCCAACACGACGACCGGAAUCGCCGCCACCGUUGCGCAACUAUCAUCAGACAAUGGUCCUUAUACCGUACAAUGCGGAAACCUAUUCCCAGUUUGCCACCAGCAGCAGUGUCGAUCCCAAAUUGGCUCACAUUCAGCGACAGAAUAUACUCGAAUAUCAGCAGGUCACUCAACAGACAAUACGUGUGCCCAUUGGCUAUGCGUUGCCUGGUAUGCAAUUGCAUGUGGUUAGUGGCCGUGGCGGUGGUGCCGGUCAUUAUGGCCAGCAUCCAAAUGUGGCGCAACAUCAGCAUCAGCAACACCAGCAGCAACACCAACACCAACAGCAGCAGCAACAGCAGCAACAGCAGCAGCAACAGCAGCAGCAACAGCAACCACAACGUCUGUUAUCGCAACAUUAUCAAUUUGGAGCUGAUGGCGGUGGUAUUCCUGGUUUUAGUGAACGUGGUGUACCAGAAGGAGCUGCUGCCGUUUCUCAUAGUGAUUGCAAUGCCAUGGUAUCGCCGACAACAGCAGCAGCACAGCAGCAACAGCAACAGCAACAGCAACAACAACAGCAACAACAACAGGCACAACUACAACAAGUUGCCGGCGGUGCCACCGCUCAGGCUCAGGGAUCUGUUUAUUAUGCCAUGAAUGUAUGACCCGCAAUGGAAUAGUCGUUGCCAGCGGCGGUCAUUGUUGAGCGCCGCCAGUGUCAACGUGUCGAAUUGUCAGCAACUUCAGUGCAUUUGGGUAGCGGAGGUGGUGGUGCAGGUGGUGCAGGCGGCCUCGGUGGUUGCGGUAGAUGAGCGCCAAUCGCCAAUCGCCAAUUGUGGAUAGUCUGUUUUUGUCAUUCCCCCACAGCAAACAACAACAACAACAAAUAUUGCUCUGAGUUUAUGAUUUCAUCGAUUUCAGUUGAUCCUAGCGGGCGUUCCAUUUAUUUAUAUUUUCUCUCUGUAUGUGUAUUGUGUAUUUUAACUGUGUG